Sphaeroforma arctica JP610 is the source of this 740-nucleotide messenger RNA. RefSeq lists its product as hypothetical. The record is from RefSeq and is a predicted model, not a curated record. Lineage: Eukaryota; Ichthyosporea; Ichthyophonida. Bases 112 to 504 code for a protein of 130 amino acids. The transcript has a single exon.
UGUGUGUAAGAGAGAGAGAGAGUAUGGGAGAGAAUAUAAAUAAAGCAAAGGGGGCCAUCUGUUUAUCACAAUAACCCUAUUCAUUAGCAAUACAUAUUUUUUGGACGAAUCAUGCAGAUUCUAUCGGUUGUGCUGGCUUACCAUUCCUUGGUGACCCUUGCGUUCUCUCCAAUACUCAUGUUUGCACCGGAGAUGUUGACGAAGGCGGAUCAGGCCAAGAAAAGUGACGACGUACCAGCCAGCGCAUCGAUCAAAUCAGACAAGUCGACUGUGAUAAUGCGUAUUUGCGGCAUUUGGGUGUUCUACGGAGGCUUGACGUCACUUUAUGCUACUGGAUAUUUCACUGCUGUUACGAAUGAGCUUCAAGUGGUUGUUUCAGGGGCAUUGAUGCUCACUCACUUGGCCGAGGCUGUGGUAAAGAUGAUCUACACCGGAAACCAUAUGUCAAAUACGCACGUGUUUAUCCUACUUCUUGUUGGGUUGAUCCUCAACCACAUCAUAUGAGGCGUUCAUUUUUAACCGAGUACAAUUGGGUCCCAAUUAAUCAAUUUCUACUUAAAAAAUGUGCACUCAUAUACCACACAUUUCUCGGUGCACGUAUGAGUUGUGCUGCCAGAAAAACAGUUGUAUAUUAUGUGUGUACGGUGAGCAUACAUUUUGUGUACGAGAGAAAACAUAAACUAAAAUAUAUAUAAAAUAUGAGCUCGGACGCAAUCUGGAAACCAUAUAAACUUAUAUAC